This is a messenger RNA of Talaromyces rugulosus, 3864 nucleotides long. RefSeq lists its product as uncharacterized. The transcript has a single exon. Bases 1 to 3864 code for a protein of 1287 amino acids. The record is from RefSeq and is a predicted model, not a curated record. NCBI's taxonomy places the organism in Eukaryota, Fungi, Ascomycota, Eurotiomycetes, Eurotiales, Trichocomaceae.
AUGCAGAGUACUCCUCACGGCUCUCGUGAGCCCAGUCCUUUCGCCCGCUCGCGCAGUGUUAGCGUUUCUAGCGACGUGACGUCGAGGAAUUUCCAGUCUAUGCCGCCAUCUGUCGAACCCGGCCCGGCUUUUAUCGCGGCUUCCGAAGCUUCGCAGAUCGUCAGCGUAGAAUUAGAGCAGAAUGCCAUGAUCCCAAUCCCCGACGGUGACAAUGACAUUGUCUCCGCCGGCAGUCUUGCGCUCUUGAACGGCUUUCUCGAUUACUUGCUUUUCAACAUCUUGGCUGUCGCAAAGUCGACCCAGCUGAACGACCUACGCCCGGCCAUCGCCGACGUCCUAAAGCCACGUCUUGCCAAGGAAGUUGUCAGCGCUGCAGAAGAUGAGUUGAGAGACUACAUGGGCGGUGAUCCAGAAGAUGAACUGCAGGAUUUCCGCGGUGGCCAGAAACCAAAGGGCGAAUUCGAUCUGGUCCGCUCCUGGAAGCUGACUCGCCUGAGAUGUAUGGUCUAUACUCGACUCGGCAAUAUGGAAGAGGAAGAGGAAGCCGAGUACAUCGCUGCCGAGGCUCUCGACGAGCCAAACGGGACGCCUCGCCGCUUUUCCAACCAUGCCGGAAACAUCACACCUGCUGCUGCCAUUUUCUUGACAUCCAUUAUCGAGUUCUUGGGCGAGCAUGCUUUGGUGAUCGCUGGCGAAAACGCCGGCAAUCGAUUGACCGCGAUACAGUCUAACCGGGAAGAUAUCAACAUUAGGGUGUCUGUUGAUGAGGUUGACAUGGAAAAACUUGCUCUUAACUCGACUCUUGGGCGGCUGUGGAGGACCUGGAAAAUGCGCGUGCGUACGCCGACGUUGUCGAGGACUCUAUCUAGGGAGUCUUUCUCCCGCCGAGGAUUCGCCAAUGGCGCAAGCACUACUCCUGCUGUCGAUGAAUCAAUCAUACAAGACCCCCCGCACGAGGAGGCGUUGGAAGAAGAAGAAGCUCAGCCAGAACUUUUCGACCCUGUCGAUAUCGCUUUGCCCAUAAAUGACAGCGAUGUCAAUGAGAUUGAGAUUCCCGGUCUUUGGACCGAUCCAGAGGAGAACACAGAUGCAGAAGCCACCGUUGCGCCGAUAGUGCGUACCCGAAGCUUGCGUCACCAGUCGACAGAUACAUCGCCCAGUUUAAACACUUCAAGCCAUCACAGAUCGCGAUCUCUUCCCUCUCAUGUCUUGAAAAAUAUGCCUUCUGAACUGAAAACAUCCGAAACCAGCAAAGAAAAAGACACGGAAGAGGAGAGUGAGAACGAUCCUGUACCGGCCCAGGACAUCGAAAGCGCCGCCCAGCCAGAGGCGGAUAACCCAAGAGCCCCCAGUAAAGCAGAAAGUUUGGAGAUUUUGGAGCGCAACUCACAAGGCUUGGGUGUUGUUGGGCAGACGGGUACUACGGAAGAAGAAGUUCCUGAUGCAGCCAGAAAUAGCCAACUUGUCGAGGAACAAAUCGUCGAGGGCCAGGGAACCUAUCAAGUUCCCAAACUAUCUAAUUUGACUGCCCAAAGACCGCGCCGACAGUCUACCAAGGAGACUCGUCCAAAAGAAAUCCCUGCUAGUCCUAUAGCGCAAGAUUCGGAUGUUCCCACAGGCUAUCGUGACGAUCAUCCGCCACCAACGCAAGGGGUAGCAGCCACGCCGCAUGUCAAACCCAAUUUGAUACAUGCAAAGGCAAAUUAUUUGGAUGACAGGUCUCGUUCGCAUCAACCGGCUGCCAGUGCGCCUACUUCUCAUCCUCGUCAGCUGGACACUAACCCUGAGGGAUCGACCGAAGAUCUUUCUGAUGACCGUACUCGUGGCUCAUUCAGUGCCAACCGCCGAACACCUUCGUCAUACACAGAAAGCAUCGGUCCACCUCGCUCAGUUUCUGAUGGUAGCGAGGGUAGUAUUUAUCGGUCUCGGACCCCUUCAUACGCGGCUUCGCGCACUCCUUCGAUCAACGGGCAACAUCGCCAAAACCUGGGCGAUAAUUCCCCCGGCCUGGAGCGCGCUGCUGUUCAACGUGUGCAUUUGGGAUCCACUACCUCUCAGGCGUCCACCAAAUCGCGUCGGUCUGAAAGCAUCAGCGAAAAACGACCUCUAACAUCCGGCUCAGCUACUUCAACUGUCUCGAAUAAGUGGAAGCUUCUGAUCGGUCGCCAUCCUGCGGAAGCCGACGUACCCCUUCCUGGACGAGCUCGACAAUCAUCUGAAGCCGGUACACCUGUCGAGGAUGUGGUAGAUGAGCCGUCCUUGGACGACCUUAUUAAGAGCGACGAGACGAUUCGCUUUACUCUGACGCCGCGUAACAUGCGGCAGAUGGAAGUAAGUUUGCCCUUCCACCGUAAUAUCAAGGGUUUGAUAUUAAAAGAUAAUCCACAGUCUCCUUCCUCGCCUCGUUAUAGUACGGCCCGAGACGAUCUUACACGCAACCCAAGUGGCACUGCUGAACUAGCCGAUUUCUUCAAAACCACAGCUCCUCCUGGAGAAGAACGUUCGCCAAUCACUCCAGUUGACCGUCCUCUUCCAAGCCCCACUGUCAGUACUCAAAAUCCCCCUGUCAAUGGUCUCCGGGCACACCCACCAUUGCAUCCAGCAAGCCCGGCGAGUCUAGGAUCAAACCGUAGUAGAGGAACAAUGUACCAGGCUCGUGAUGCCCGUACGGCCACAAAUUCCGUCCGCGACUUUGCGGACUUUAUACGUUCAACAGGACCUUCCGGUGCUUCGCCUACCAGUGCCACCCGGCCCUCAGAAAGCAGUCUCCGUGGCGAUUAUCGUAACAACUCUGCGUCUGCUAUUGUUAGACCGGAAACUGCCCAGUCUGGAUCAUCGCGAACGACUGCAAAGCCUGGAGAUACUCCAACCUCACCUAGGAAGAACGCACAGCGACUUCAAGCCCGUGAGGCCGCAGGUAACUCGGGCGGCAAAACGUCGGAUUUGAUCGACUUCAUCAGAGAAGGCCCUCCUGGCGCAUCUACUCAUCGCAUUCCUCGUACGGUGGCCCCCUUUCGGAAUACAAUGGACUCAGAGGAACUUAUGUCAAUGGAUACAGCGUCGACCGGCAAUACAACUUAUGUGACUUCCGGGUCCCCGUCUCUCGCCAGCACCCGAGCCGAAUCUGCCAACCUUGCUUCGAAUAACUCUAUGACAAGCUCCCGUGCUCCCCUAUUAGAAAACAGCAAUCCGUCUGAUGCACCGCCUCCUAUACCCCCACGCAAGCGUCGCGGCCCUCGAGACCCGUACGCAAUCGAUGACUCGGACGACGAUUUGGAAGCCCUGGUAGAGGCCCCGAAGCCGGCGGCCAAACCGAAGCGACAAGAAGAAAGUAUGCUCGACUUCCUCAACUCUGCGCCACCUCCAGUCAGCGAGAAGGCUCCGGAGCCAUUUAUCCUUUCUUCCAACACCGUACCUCCCAAGAGCUCGAGUGGAUCCUCAGGAUUUGGACUGAAAGGCCGCUUCAGACGAAAUCCGUCUGUCGACAAAUUCCCUUUGGCGAAGAAGUCGAUUACCUCAAUGCGGUCAGCGGGGCUCUUGCCCAGUAAUUCAAACGCGCCAGCAGUACCGCGCGUGUCGGCCACUGUCUCAUCACCUACCAACCACGUCGGUAGCCAACCUGGCAAGCUUCCUGCUGGACAUUCAGGCUUCGUAGCUCAUUCCGGCCAAGGACCUAGACCUGCAAACAAGACUGCUGCGCCAUUACCUCGUUCGACGCGUACGACUGAGACCGGCGCUCUAGCUGAUUUCUUGAUGAAUACGGGACCACCAGAACCACCUGUCCGAGCUCCAACUGCCAUGUCCGACGACAAAAAGGACUCGACCUUUUCCAAAAUCUUCCGCCGGAGGAAGGUCGAAUUCUAA